Pantherophis guttatus is the source of this 3818-nucleotide messenger RNA. RefSeq names its product ATPase H+/K+ transporting non-gastric alpha2 subunit (gene ATP12A). Lineage: Eukaryota; Metazoa; Chordata; Lepidosauria; Squamata; Colubridae. Gene Ontology annotation, biological process: potassium ion import across plasma membrane; intracellular potassium ion homeostasis; sodium ion export across plasma membrane. The record is from RefSeq and is a predicted model, not a curated record. Gene Ontology annotation, molecular function: ATP binding; P-type sodium:potassium-exchanging transporter activity; ATP hydrolysis activity. Gene Ontology annotation, cellular component: plasma membrane.
AGGUGAACCUGCCUCAUCCAAAGGAUGCCUAAAUUUGAAGAGGGCUCCAGCUCACCUUGGAUCACCUGCUAGGAGCUGACAACGUCUUGAGAGCUCUUUCGUUCCAUCUUCUGGGUUCUAGCUGAUCAGCACCUUCUCUGGUACUUUUGAGCCCGGUCUUUGGGAUCCACUGGUUGAGCUGCCUUCCAAGAAAUCCAUUGUCCUCCCACUGUCCUUCCCUGGUCCAAGGAAGAGGAAGCCACAAAAUGGGAAAAAAAAAAUCGGAUAUCUAUUCAAUAGAGAUAAGUGGGACCAAGGAUGUGGAUGAUGGAUACACGGAAGACGAAAAGGAAAAAGAUUUGAAAGGCAAUAAGAAGAAAGACAAGACCGAAGAGCUUAAGAAAGAGCUGGAUUUGGAUGAUCAUAAACUCAGCAUUCAAGAACUAGAAGAAAAAUAUGGCACCAGCAUCAUUAAAGGUCUCACGAGUGCAAGAGCAGCGGAGAUCCUGGCCCGCGAUGGCCCCAACGCUCUCACGCCCCCCAAAUCGACCCCGGAAAUCAUCAAGUUCCUCAAGCAAAUGAUAGGAGGCUUCUCCCUUCUCUUGUGGGUCGGAGCCAUCCUCUGCUGGAUCGCUUUCGGCAUUCAAUAUUCUCAAAAAGUUGCUUCGGCGAAGGACAACCUCUACCUGGGUGUGGUCCUUGCAUUGGUUGUCAUUUUGACCGGGAUGUUCGCUUAUUAUCAAGAAGCUAAGAGCACGAACAUAAUGGCCAGCUUCGGCAAAAUGAUCCCACAGCAAGCCCUUGUCUUCAGAGAUGCGGAAAAAAGAGAAAUUCCAGCUGACCAACUAGUGGUGGGUGACAUCGUUGAGAUCAAAGGUGGAGACCGAAUACCAGCCGACAUCCGACUAAUCCAGUCUCAGGGUUGUAAGGUGGACAAUUCUUCUCUAACUGGGGAAUCAGAACCUCAAUCUCGUUCAUGUGAAUUCACUCAUGAUAAUCCUCUGGAAACUAAGAACAUUGGUUUCUAUUCCACAACUUGCUUGGAAGGUACUGCUACGGGGAUUGUGAUCAACACGGGUGACAACACUAUCAUUGGCCGGAUUGCCUCCCUGGCAUCUGGAGUGGGGAAUGAGAAGACGCCCAUUGCUCUCGAGAUAGAGCACUUUGUCCAUAUUGUGGCUGGUGUUGCUAUCUCCAUCGGAGUGCUUUUCUUCAUCAUUGCUGUCUCAAUGCAUUACCAUGUCCUGGAUUCCGUCAUCUUCCUCAUCGGUAUCAUUGUGGCCAAUGUGCCUGAGGGACUGUUAGCUACAGUGACGGUAAGCUUGUCCUUGACCGCCAAGAGAAUGGCCAAAAAGAAUUGCUUGGUAAAGAAUUUGGAAGCCGUAGAGACACUGGGAUCCACUUCUGUCAUCUGCUCCGACAAGACAGGAACGCUGACCCAGAAUCGAAUGACCGUAGCUCACCUGUGGUUUGACAACGAAGUCUACUCAGCGGACACCAGUGAAGAUCAAUCAAAUCAAUCUUUUGACCAAACGUCAGGCACAUGGGCUGCGUUAUCCAAAAUCGUCUCCCUUUGUAACCGGGCUGAAUUUAGGCCAGGCCAAGAAAAUGUACCCAUCAUGAAGAGAAUAGUCGUGGGAGAUGCUUCAGAAACAGCUCUUCUAAAGUUCUCAGAAGUGGUUUUGGGCGACGUCAUGGACAUUAGGAAGAAAAACCGGAAAGUGGCUGAAAUCCCCUUCAAUUCCACUAACAAGUAUCAGCUCUCCAUCCAUGAAACUGACGAUCCUAAUGACAAGCGUUUCCUGCUGGUGAUGAAAGGGGCUCCUGAAAGGAUUUUAGAGAGAUGCACAACCAUGCUGGUUAACGGAAAAGAAGAGCCUCUGGAUGAGGAGAAAGCAGAAGCAUUCCAAACAGCAUAUUUGGCCCUAGGUGGAAUGGGAGAAAGAGUACUUGGUUUCUGUCAUUUGCAUCUGCCAGAAGAAGAAUUUCCAGAGAACUAUGCAUUCAACACCGAUUCCAUGAACUUUCCUACCAAUGGUCUUUGUUUCGUGGGACUCAUGUCAAUGAUUGAUCCUCCUCGAUCUACUGUCCCAGAUGCUGUAAUGAAAUGCCGUAGUGCUGGGAUCAAGGUAAUAAUGGUGACAGGCGACCAUCCUAUUACAGCGAAAGCCAUUGCUAAGAGUGUGGGGAUCAUUUCAGCUACCAGUGAGACAGUGGAAGACAUCGCUAAGCGCCUCAACAUUCCUGUUGAACAGGUGAACAAACGAGAGGCCAAAGCAGCUGUGGUUAAUGGCAUGGAGCUGAAGGACAUGACUUUAGAACAAUUGGACGACAUCCUAAUCCACCAUUCAGAGAUUGUCUUUGCCCGUACUUCGCCGCAGCAAAAGCUGAUCAUCGUGGAGGGCUGUCAAAGACAGGAAGCGGUAGUUGCUGUAACUGGCGAUGGAGUCAAUGAUUCACCAGCUUUGAAGAAAGCAGAUAUCGGAAUUGCGAUGGGGAUUGCUGGCUCUGAUGCAGCUAAAAAUGCAGCAGAUAUGGUCUUGCUGGAUGAUAACUUUGCAUCCAUUGUUACUGGAGUUGAAGAAGGCCGCCUGAUUUUUGACAACUUGAAGAAAACAAUUGCCUACACAUUGACCAAAAACAUCGCCGAGUUAUGUCCUUUCCUGAUUUACAUCAUUGCCAGCAUACCCCUCCCUAUUGGCACCAUUACCAUCCUCUUUAUUGACCUGGGCACAGAUAUUAUUCCUUCCGUUGCCUUGGCCUAUGAAAAAGCGGAAAGUGACAUCAUGAAGAGGAAACCAAGGCACAAAAAAAGAGACCGACUGGUCAACCAGGAGCUUGCAGUCUACUCCUACUUGCAAAUCGGCCUUCUCCAAACCAUUGGAGCCUUUUUGACCUAUUUCACUGUUUAUGCUGAGCAAGGAUGGCUUCCUCACUCUCUCCUCCAUAUCCGAAUUCCGUGGGAACAGGAAAAUUUGGCUGACUUGCCGGACAGCUAUGGACAAGAAUGGACCUUUGAGCAACGGAAAAACUUGCAGUUCACUGGCUACACGGCCUUUUUUGUCAGCAUCACCAUUCAACAAGUGGCGGAUUUAAUCAUCAGGAAGACCAGACGGAACUCCAUUUUCCAACAAGGGCUUUUCAGGAACAAAGUAAUCUGGAUCGGUAUAUUUUCACAGCUAGCAAUAGCUUUGAUUCUCUGUUACGGUCUUGGAAGCAUCAAUGCCUUGAAUUUCACACCUCUUCGGUUUCAGUAUUGGUUCGUCUCCGUGCCUUUUGCCAUCUUGAUAUGGGUCUACGAUGAAAUGCGCAAGUUAUUCAUCAGGCGAUAUCCAGGAAGCUGGUGGGAUAAAAACAUGUACUACUGAAAGUGACGGACAGCAUAUAUCAGUGGCCUUUUUUGGGGGCACCUCCUUCAAAGUUGUGUUUGUGCAAUAUCAACGGGUAGCAGGAUCUUCUCCCUGGAGGGACAGAAAGAAAAAAGAAGAAGGACCACGGGACUGCAGAAGAAUUAACCUGGGAUUACCAACUUGAAUAUUUCCUGUUUUUAUUGCCCGAUCCUUUAAGUGUUGAAUAUGUACAAAGUCUGAAGUCUCUUGUAUAUAGAACGAAAGAAACCGAAGAAUUGUUCUUCCCAUUCAGGGCAAAAAAAAAAAAAGAAGGACAACCCUUGACUUGAACUAGGUUUCUUCAAAGUUGUAGUUUUGUUGUUCAGCGUGACAAUGGCAUCUUCUGCAGCUAUCCCAGUGGAAGCUAAACGGGUGUCGAUUUGCAUUGCCUGGCCAUGGAUUGCAGUGUACAAAUAUAGUUUGAUAAUAAAAGUCUUUUUAUAGAAAGUC